Molecule: messenger RNA, 1695 nt
Organism: Clavispora lusitaniae ATCC 42720
Lineage: Eukaryota; Fungi; Ascomycota; Pichiomycetes; Serinales; Metschnikowiaceae
Gene: YPS7
Product: putative aspartic endopeptidase
Biological process (GO): proteolysis
Molecular function (GO): aspartic-type endopeptidase activity
Source: RefSeq, a predicted model, not a curated record
AUGCUUCGCCGUCUCGUGUCUGUGUGCGUGGUGCUAGCGCUAGCGUCAGCGGCGGUCAACGAUGCCCAUAAAGACACUCGAAGCGACAAAACAGACAAAACAGAGUCGCUUUCAGCCUCUUCCGAUGGCUCUUCAUCCCAUUCUUCGGACGCCACUCCGUCGCGUUCUUCAGAUACCUCGAGGUCUUUGAGCCCAUCGACCUUACCGGAGUUCAUAACCGUGCCACUCUCUAUACCUUCAGACGACAUCUACUACAACGCCUACGUCACGGACGACGCGGGAACUUCCAUCGGUGUGCGUGUAGAUCUCGUGCAGCCCGACUUGUGGUUCUUGAACGGCGCAGUCUUGCCAAACUGCAGCACCCUCAACUCCUCUGCGUCCAUAGGCUCUGCCGGUUGCUACGUGGGCGACGCUUUCACGCCCACCACUUCUGCUCCAAGCAGCCUGACAUACAACAUUCCGUACCCGAACGGUAUCUCCGCUCAAGGCUCUCCGUACACUGCCAAUUUGACGAUAGGCGGUGGCGGGGGCCAUUUGGCUUUGGACGAUUUCGGCUUUGUGUUGGCAAGCAGUACAAACAUGCACUCAGGCGGCUUGGGCCUUGCUCCACAUCCGUAUGCACUGGGUCUCUUGGAUGUACUUGUCUCGGAAGGGCUUGUGGCGGGCCACGGCUACUCGAUUUACUUUGGUGGAAAACGUAAUGGCACGAGCGGCAGUUUGCUCUUAGGUGCCGUUGACAAGUCUUUCUAUAGCGGAAGCCUCUACCAAUAUCCUCCCGUAGCAUACACAGGCUGGGAUGAUAAUGGGGAUCAACGUGCGCUUCCCAUUGUGAUGUUGGACAAGAUUAUCUUGUACAACAGUGUCACGCGGCGACAGGCUACGCUUUAUGGUAAUGAAUCCAUUCCUGUGCUUCUAGAUUCGCGUUACGGCUAUUCAUACUUGCCUUUGGAUACGGUGAUACAGCUUGCCGUUCAAACGAACGCAUAUUAUAGUUCCAAGUCCAAUCGGUGGAUUGUGAAAUGCCUGGACAUCGAGGACAGCCAUGCUACUGUCAACCUCACGUUUGGGCCAUUGAACGUGCCUGUCCCCCUUACCUCUCUUCUAGUUGAUGCCAUGAUGGACAACAACUACUUGUAUUUCAGCAGUGGAGACCGUGCAUGCUUCUUGAAUGUAUUGCCCAACACACGUUUGGGAUACACAGCCCUCGGCCUCCCCUUCAUUACGCAGAUGUAUCUCGUAAUGGAUAAUGAUGGGGGACAUGUGGGCAUAGCCAAUAAAAAUGAGGAUGUGGACCUUGAUUAUGAUCUUGAUGAUGAUGCCAAAGCGUUCAAGGGCAAUGCAAGCAAGCUUCUGGUGGGAAACUUUUCUACAAACGUCUCGGCACAAUACAUCCAUUCAGGCACCAUCCCAUUCGCCACACCAGUGACAUACUCAGAAAACAGGACUUUGACGUUCGCCCCUUCUAACAUCACGAACACAGAAUUGAUACCGUCUCGAUUCUCGGCAGUCAUAAUCCAGUCGGGCGAAAUCUAUAUAACGGUGCCAGACUCCUAUACUGAGAAGAACAGCAGCUCAACUCCUGCAAGCACAUCCAAGUCUGAUGGCAUGGCCAUAGCAUACUCUUCGCGCAACUUGUCGCCUAUAUUCUGGGCCAUACUUUUGGCGGGCUUACUGCUUGGUAUAUGCCUCUCGUAA